Messenger RNA from Cottoperca gobio, 1540 nucleotides. Its product is annotated as signal-regulatory protein beta-2-like. Gene Ontology annotation, biological process: response to bacterium. The record is from RefSeq and is a predicted model, not a curated record. The transcript is spliced from 6 exons. Lineage: Eukaryota; Metazoa; Chordata; Actinopteri; Perciformes; Bovichtidae. Bases 22 to 1050 code for a protein of 342 amino acids.
UACAAGUGGAUUAACAAGAAGAUGAUGAUCAUAUUUUAUUUACUGCUGAUGCUCAGAGCGGGGCGAUGCGCACACGAUCCGAUCUUUGACACAAAGACUGUUGGUGUUGGAGAUGAUGUGACUUUGACAUGUCCCCGCCAGAAAAAUUCGCAAACAGAAUACUUCUUUUGGAUUAGGCUUGUUUCUGGAAACUUUCCUGAAACCUUCAAGGGAACGCAUCAAUUUGAAUAUAAUGUUGUUCACAUGACUCCUCGCACUGCAACAAAACAAGGGCCUGAAACAUUUCUUCUGCAGAUAAAUAAAACAGAGCCAAGCGAUACUGGAGUUUACUACUGUAUAGAAGUAGACUUACUUGAUAUGACAUUUUUGAAAGGAACAUUUCUGAGAAUUAAAGAACCUGAUAUCACUGCCACCAUUCAAGACCUUCCAUCUGAUCCAGUCCGUCCAGGAGACUCAGUGACUCUGCAGUGUUCAGUCCUCUCUGACUCUGAGACCAAGAUGUGUGAAGGACAACACAGUGUGUUCUGGUUCAGAUCUGGAUCAGAUGAAUCUCAUCCUAAAGUCAUUUACGCUCAUGGAAACAGUGGUGAUGGAUGUGAGAAGAGUCCUGAGGCUCACGCUCCACAGAAAUGUAUCUACAACUUCUCUAAAAACGUCAGCUCCUCUGAUGCCGGGACUUAUUACUGUGCUGUGGCCACAUGCGGGGAGAUAUUUUUUGGAGAUCGGGCAAAACUGGAAAUUGAAGUCAACAUGUGGGAUUUGGAGAAGGCCAACACAGUUCUGUUUCUGUUAUGCGCUGCUUUGGCUAUAAGUCUAAUCGUCAAUAUGUAUACCAUCAAGAAGAAAACUUGUGAUUGUUGCAACGCUGCUCCGCAAACAAAUGCUGCACCAGCCAGCGGUGAUCAGCAAAGUCAGCAGAGAGAUGAGGAAACAUUAUUUUAUUCUGCCCCAACCUUCAACAAGAGGAAAACUGGCAAAGCAGAGAGAAGGAAUGAAGAAGCGGCAGAGAGAGAGACGAUCUACACCGAUGUCAGGGCGUUAGUGAAAUAAUCAAAAUCUACUGGAUUUGCUUAUUAAAGCUAAUAUCAUUUUUGUCUGACACACUGUUGUAAAUAUGCUGCUUCAUUUCUGAUAUUGCUAAAAAAAACUUUUAUUUGGAUAACUUUAAACAUUUUGAAUGUUUAACUUUGACAUUAUGUUUUGUUCAAUCUGUUUGCAUUGUAUGACAGAAGGGCAUGGAGUAUCAUGACGCACUGUGGAAUAGUUUUAGUGGAUUUUUAAGGUGAUAUUCUACAGCGUCUCAUAUCUAUUAUUUCUUGUUACAUUUUUGUGCAUUUUUUUCAUUUAAAGUUGGAGGGUUGAGUCGUUUACGAUCCGUCUCUUUUGUCUGAAAUGUAGUUUUAAGCCUGUUAACUUCUCCUAUAUGUAUCUAUGCAAAGCUACGGUGCACCAUGUUCAGGGUUUUUCAAAAGUUUUGUUUUGUCUCUGAUUUUAUGAAGGCAGAUUUUUAUGGAAUUAAAAUGAAAGUAUAUGAAAGUGA